AGGAGAGAUGUGACUUUCAAAAGCAUCUUUCUCUCAACAGACUUACUCUUGUAUGUGUUGUUAGUAGUUUUAUAAGUGGUUUUGAUUCCUUUAUUUUGAGAGAGGCAUUUAGGACCAUUGAUAAAUUGGAGGAACUGGGAUUUUAAAGGAGGAGGGGUGAAUUUAAAAGGAGGGAGCGAUGGCCUCCCUCCUGAUGCGAAUAUUUAGGCUGGGUGUGGAGAAAAAGCGGAUCAGGCACUACGAAAACCUGAAGAGGGAUGUGGAUCCACAUUAGACGUGGGAAACUCAGGGAGAUCUGGGAGAUGGAGCUUUUGGGAAGGUGUAUAAGGUUCACAAUCAGACGGCGGGAGUCCUGGGUGCUGCUAAAGUGAUUGAAGUACGCAGUGAGGAGCAGCUCGACGACUACAUCACUGAGAUUGACAUCCUAGCGGCCUGCCGUCAUGCGAACAUUAUCUCUUUGCUGGACGCCAUCUUCUUUGAGGGAUGGCUGUGGAUUUUUAUUGAGUACUGCCCCGGAGGAGCCCUGGAUGACAUCAUGUUGGAACUGGAGCGGGGUCUUUCGGAGCAGCAGAUCAGUGAGGUGUGCUGUCAGACCCUACAGGCCCUCUCUUACCUGCAUCAGCAUCAUAUUAUUCACAGAGAUCUGAAGGCCGGAAACAUUCUGCUCACAAUGGAGGGGCAGGUCAAACUUGCUGACUUUGGUGUGUCUGCAAAAAAUGAAAACACCCUCCAAAAACGAUCAACUUUCAUUGGAACACCGUACUGGAUGGCGCCAGAGGUCAUCGUGUGUGAAACGUCGAAGGACAAUCAAUACAGCUGUAAAGCAGAUAUCUGGUCACUGGGCAUCACUCUGAUUGAAGCUGCUGAGAUGGAGCCUCCUCAUCAUUCUCUCAAUCCCAUGAGAGUUCUGCUGAAGAUCACCAAAUCUCAACCUCCCAUGCUCUCCAAUCCCCGUCGUUGGUCGUCCCAUUUUCAAGACUUUUUGCGGAGGACGUUGCAGAAGAACCCAGAGGCUCGCUGGGGAGCCCAGCAGCUGCUGGCUCACCCUUUCGCAUAUGCGGGUAGAGACGGGCAAGCUCUUAAAGAACUCAUAGCUGAAGCCAAAGCAGAGGUCACUGAGGUCAUAGAAGCUGAGUCUUUGUCAGACCUCCGGGAUUCUGUAAACGAAACAAUAGCAACAGAACCUGAGCAAACACAAACUGAAUCAGUGCAGGCAGCUGAAGAACAAGCAGCUCAUGAACCUGACAGUUCUCAGAAAGCUACUGUUCCAGCGGCUGUUCCUCAAUCUCCCACUGAUCCAGAGCCAAACACUGAGGUUAAAGUGACCCGCAGGGCAUCCCACGCCACAGAUAAAGCACAGAAGAGGGCAAGACGCCUCUCCGUUCCUGGACAUCUGCUCUCGUUUCUGACAGGGGGCGGUCGACGCAAAUCCGGAUUCUGGGGUGAUAAUUCGCCAGCUAAGGCAACUAAAGACUCAGAAGAUUCUAGCGUGAUGGAAACUGAGCGAAAUUCUCCUGUUUCAGCGGGAGAUAGCCAUGAAACCACUGACAAAUCCAAAGAACAGACAUCUGAUUUAGUUGCAGUUACAAGCAAUGAGGCUGCCAGCACCAAAGACAAUGAAGCUAAAGAAUAAACUGACAAAGAGGAAGCCAAGACCUUAAACCACUUAUGCACACCAGCACAGCUACCAACAGAUUUGAAAGAAAACAAGAAAACACUAGAUCUUACCAAAGAGCACACCGACACGGAUGACAAAGAUUGUGGUGUGAAAAAAGUGAUGUCUGAUGAUUCUGUCCACAAUGACCAAACAUUCUGGCAAUCCCUCCAAAACCCAGCAAUUCAUGACACGCUUCCUAAAGCAACACAUCCUCAGAGCUCUCUGGUGAAAGCGCUGAAUUUGGAAACAUCAAUGUUAAUUAAACAUGACAGAUGGGAAGAGGAACCUUAUAAAAAUCAAUACCUUGAUUUGUCCUGCUCCUUGAAAACGUGUAGUUCUCCCUUCACAACAGAUGAGAAAAUCUCUUCUGUUGAGAUGAUGUCUCAUAACUUACAUGAAGUAAUUCCAGAUUUUGAGGAAAGUCAACAGAUAAAUGAAACAUCAAAAAGUGAGCCCGAUGAGGGAACGAUCACACUUGUGGAAGAAAAACCUGAGGUGGAACUUGAAGAACGAGAAGAACUGCAGACAGAUGGUGGGACAUUGAAUGAAAUGAAAGAGGAAAGCUGUGAGGAAAGCAACAGACUCUGUGGAGAAUCAAACGCGGUAACAGAGGAAGAGGAACGUUCGACCAACGCAGAAGAGCACCCUAUUGAGGUACGAUGUGAGGAUCCAACCAGUCAAGAGAAUAUUCCAUUGGAUGUUGGGAAUGAAGACGUAGAUUCAAUAAAUGAAAAUAGUGAGAAAGAAAAAUCCUGUGAAGAAGUCAAAGAUCCUAAUGGAAAAACAGAGGAGCUUUUAACCACCCAAGAAUACGUUAAAAUGGAUUACGAUGUUGAAAAGGAUGAAGCAGACUUCAAAAAUGAAAACAGCGAGAACACAAGACAAUUAGAGAAGAUGGAAACAACAACUCAAAAUGAGAUGACAAAUAUCAUUGUUGUACACAAGCCAGAACUGUCAUGUCAACCCAAUAUAGAAGAGAUCAGUACUGAGAGGGAAAUGAGUAAAGAAGAAGUGGUCAGAGAUGAGAUAACAAAACACACAACAGGACACUGUUCUGAAACAAAAGAAGAUCGUAUCGAUUCAAUUAAACCCGAGCACAAUCUUCAAGGAAAUGAUACUGAAAGUAUACAGAACAUUGAAGGAGAGCAAACAAAAAGCCAAAGCAAUAGUACUACAACAGAUGUGACUGAACCAAAAGUGAAAAAGCAAGUGAUGUUUUUUCUCGAAGCGGACACAAUGAGACAAGAUAAAACCGAAGAAAGUGUUCUUGUAAAUGGCUCGAAAGAACAACGUGUAGGGGCUAAUGGAAACGCACCUCAGGAAUCGAAUAAAGACACCGUUGCACCUCUUUCUCCAAAUACCGAACCGCCGCUGUCUCCUGGUUUGGAAGGGGAAUUACCCGCGAGCAGACGCACAGUAAAGAAGAUCAGAAAAUUUAUGGUGGAUGGACAGGAGGUCAGCGUCACCACCUCUAAAGUGCUCAGUGACAGAGACAGAGAGGAACAACAAAUGCGCUACAACAGACGGCAGGAGCUGCACGCACUGAAGCUCUUACAGCGAGAGGAGCAGAGGGAACAUGCGCAGCUGGAGCAGAAACUACAGCAGCAGAGAGAACAGAUGUUUCGCCACAUCGAACAAGAGAUGACUAGUAAGAAGCAGUAUUAUGACGGUGAACUUGAGAGACUUGAAAAACAGUACCAACAGCAAAGCAGCCAAAUGGAGGCUGAGCACACAGCCCGGCUCCGGGAGGACGCACGGAGACUCAAAGCCCAGCAGGAGAAAGAGUUGAGCCGAAAGAGCAGUUCAUUCAAAGCUGACCCUAAAGAGGAGCAAAGGUUUCUGCAGAAACAGCAACAGGAACUCAAUGAAGCUCUACAGAAAGGAGUUCAGGAGCAUAAAAGGAAGGUGGCGUCCAUGGAGUGGGAGAUUACAGUCAAAUCCCAACAGCUCAAGAGAGCUCGUGAGGCUGUGAUUUGGGAGUUAGAACAGCGCCAUCUACAGGAGAAAUACCACCUGUUCAAACAGCAGGUGAAGGAGCAGUAUAGCCUACAAAGACAGCAGCUGACCAAAAGACACAACAAGGAAAAGGAGAGAGCGUCUCGGUUCCAGCAGGUUCUUCUUGAAAACCAGAAGUCAUUGCAGGCCCAAGAAAGAGCUUCCUUACAGAAGGCCCAGAAAGCCGAAGCCAAGGCCCUUUUCAACCAGUUUAAAGUGGAACUUAAGAAGCAAGGUCUAAGUGGUCCUGAACAACGACAACGUCUCACGCAGUUUUUGUCAGAAGAAGAAGCAAGACAGAAGCUGGAGAGACAGAGUCUUCAGGAGAAUCAUGAGAACCAGCUGAAAGCAGUACAGGAACAAUGCGACGCUGGUGUAGCUGAACUACAGCAACUACAGAACGAGAAGCUUCAGGUUCUUGUGGACAUGGAGAAGAAGAAGAUUAAAACUUUGGAGGAUGAGCACACCCUGGAGCUCAAUGAAUGGAGAGACAAGCUUGCAUGCAGGAAAGAGGUGUUGGAAGAAGACCUGGCUCGCAGGCGUCGAGAGAAAGAGGGAAUGAGGAGGAGAGGCAGUGAGCCUGAAAACCGUCACGCUAGUCGCCGUCCGAAGUUCUUUCACAACCUGAGCUUCUCUUGACGAACAGCAGAAAUAGACUGAUCCUCAACUCCUGUGUCUUUGUAUAUAAGAUUGGGGCAAGUUGUCACUCAGUGAAGUUACAAGGAUAACUGUAUCUUGCUAACUAUAAGGUUAUUUAAGGUGUUAUUAAAUGUUAGUUUUUCAACUCGUGGUGGAUUCUGUUUUCUAAGGAAAAUUUACAUUCAUAACUGAGAGAAAAUGUUCAUAAGCUUAAGCCAACACUGUAAAAAAUCCUGUUUCUGGCAGUUGAGGUGCAACAGUUUUUCACAUACGUUUUACACAUGAAAUGGCCGUUUUCAUGGUUUUCUUGUAAAUUUGCAGUCUUUUUCUGUAAUUUGACAGUUCUUCACAGUAAUUCAAAAAUUCUAUAAAAUUACCAGGUUUUUACAUUAUAUGUGGAGAAUCUGAGAAGAUAACAGAAAAUUUGAUAAAAUUACUUUUUUUACAGUGAAGACUUUUUACAGUGUCUAUAAAAUGUGUCAAUAUAAAUAUUGAAUUGAAAAAAAAAGUAAACAUCCUUCACUUGAGGGGAACAACUAGUCCUAGUCUCUUUCUUUCUCUCUCUCUCUGUAUAUUGUCAUUUUUGUUUAGCUGGAGAAUGUUUCUUUUAUCUGUAAAUGUGUUUAGAAGUCAUGUUAAAACCUUAAUUGAUCUAAGUGUACUUUACAACAAUAAAAGAUCAU
Messenger RNA from Triplophysa rosa, 4974 nucleotides. RefSeq names its product STE20-like serine/threonine-protein kinase. Gene Ontology annotation, molecular function: protein serine/threonine kinase activity. Bases 1778 to 4291 code for a protein of 837 amino acids. The transcript is spliced from 17 exons. The record is from RefSeq and is a predicted model, not a curated record. NCBI's taxonomy places the organism in Eukaryota, Metazoa, Chordata, Actinopteri, Cypriniformes, Nemacheilidae.